This is a messenger RNA of Papilio polytes (common Mormon), 5271 nucleotides long. RefSeq lists its product as uncharacterized. The transcript has 11 exons. Gene Ontology annotation, biological process: trans, trans-farnesyl diphosphate biosynthetic process. Bases 179 to 2512 code for a protein of 777 amino acids. Gene Ontology annotation, cellular component: cytoplasm. The record is from RefSeq and is a predicted model, not a curated record. Gene Ontology annotation, molecular function: (2E,6E)-farnesyl diphosphate synthase activity; dimethylallyltranstransferase activity. NCBI's taxonomy places the organism in Eukaryota, Metazoa, Arthropoda, Insecta, Lepidoptera, Papilionidae.
GCAAAACAUAACAAAGAAUCAGUCAGCAGUCAGUCGUUGCUGAAACAGACAGUUGAUCGCACGUAUUUACUACGAUUAGACGUUGUGUUUAUAAAAUUUAAGUUAAUUUUAAUAGAAAGAGUUAACACCUUUACUGCAUUCAAACUGCGAUACACUUAUCGUUGCGUCCAUUGCAAGAAUGUUUUCAACGAAAAAAAGUUUGGACAAGAUUCUGCAAGUCUACAAAAAUGAAAUUCGCCGGCAAAUUAGCAAGACAACAAGCGUUACUAACUCCGAUGCAAUGGCACCGAGGCUCGAUCAAUCCGCGAACAAGUCACCGCAGAACGAUGAAAUCGGUCUACCUAAGAAGUUGUUGAAGUUGCAGAAAUAUCACAGAUUCCUGUCGACCCUCACGCCGCAGCAAAUGCCACUGGCCGCUCGCGGACUGGCGGUCUCCAAAGACCAGUCCCGGGAGUUCAUGGCUUGCUUCCCGGACAUCGUGAGGGACCUCACAAAGACUGGCAAGCAUAUUGACGUGCCGGAAGCCAGCAAGUGGUUGGCUAAGCUGUUGCAGUACAAUGUACCAAAUGGAAAGAAGAAUCGAGGUCUAGCCACCGUACUUGCGUACAAGAUGCUUGAGAAACCUGACAAUAUGACGCCAGAGAAUAUACAUUUGGCGAAUAUUAUGGGAUGGUGCACGGAAAUGUUCCACACUCAUCAGCUUCUACUGAACGAUAUAAUGGAGGGGUCGGAGAUGCGCCGCGGCGCCCCCUGCUGGCACCGCCGUCCAGACGUCGGCCUCGCCGGCAUCAAUGACGCAGUCUUAGUCCAGUCCGCCAUGUAUUCCACGCUCAAACGUCAUUUCUCCGCCAAAUCUUACUACAAGAAUGUUCUGGAAAUGUUUAAUGAGAUGUUGUUGAAGUGUUCCAUCGGUCACCACUUGGAGCAGCAGUUGUCAAAGACUGAUAAACCUGAUCUAUCAUUAUUCACAAUGGAAAAAUACGAAGCGAUCACAAAAUACAAAACUGCGUACUACACAUUCCAAAUGCCAGUGGGGCUGGCUCUACUGAUGUCGGGAAUCGAUGACCCGGAAACACACAGACAAGCGAAGAACAUCCUUUUGGAAAUGGGCGAAUUCUUCCAAAUUCAGGAUGAUUUCUUAGACUGCUUUGGCGACCCAGCGGUAAUAGGCAAAGAUGGCUGUGAUAUUCAAGAGGGAAAAUGUACGUGGCUUGCUGUCGUUGCAUUACAAAGGGCAACACUGGAGCAACGGCAGAUAAUGGAAGAACACUACGGCAGUUCUAAACCUGAAGAUGUUGCCAGGAUUAAAGAUUUAUAUGAAGAGUUGCAACUGCCUCAUACUUAUUCAGUAUACGAGGAGGCGACGUACGAUCUCCUUAGGACACAAAUACAACAGGUCACUAGAGGCUUACCGCACGAUCUUGCUUUGAAGAUCACUAACUGUAAAAUGGCAACAAAUGUAUCCAUAUCUGAACUGAAAAAAGAAAAGGAGACUUUUCAAGAUGUCCUUCCAAAUGUCAUCCAAUCAAUAGUUACAAUACCAAAAUUAUUAGAAGUACCAGAGUUUUCAAUCUGGAUGAAGAAGGUGCUAGAUUAUAACUUAGCUGGUGGAAAGAAGAAUAGAGGACUUAUAACAGCACAAGCAUAUGAAAUGUUAGAAAAACCAGAAAAUGUUACAGAAGAAUCAUUGAGACAGAGUCGUAUAAUGGGAUGGUGUGUAGAAAUGCUGCAGGCCUAUUUAUUGAUGACAGACGACAUUAUGGACGGAUCCACGACCCGUAGAGGGGUUCCUUGUUGGUUCCGUUUGCCGGAAGUGGGUUUGGGGGCCAUUAAUGACGUCAUUCUUGUUUACACCGCUAUGAUGGAAGUAUUGAAAAUACAUUUCGGAAACAAAAAUGAGUACGCGCAUAUUGUAAAUUCGUUUAACGAAACGCUAAUGUUCACUGCCUUAGGACAGCAUCUAGAUUACACAAUGGCACAUAGGAAAAAGAACGAUUACAGUCUAUUUACGAUAGAUAGAUAUAAUGCUAUUGUUAAAUACAAGACUUCUUAUUAUACAUUCAAACUACCCAUUUGUUUGGGAAUGCUUCUAGCUAACAACACUGAUCCCAACAGUCACAAGAUAGCUGAAGAGAUAAGUUUAGAAAUCGGACAUUUAUUCCAAAUGCAGGACGACUUCAUAGAUUGUUUCGGAUCGGAAUCAGUGACCGGUAAAGCCGGUACGGAUAUCCAAGAGGGUAAAUGUUCUUGGUUAGCGGUAAUGGCGUUGCAGCGCUGCAACGAUUCUCAAAGGAACGUGUUCGUCUCCUGCUAUGGGAGUAAGGAGCCAGCUCACGUAGAACGUGUACAGCGGCUUUACGAACAACUGGGGCUGCCUCAGUUGUACCGCGAAGAAGAACGUGCGAGAUACGACGCGGUCGUGCAAAGAGUACAGAAUCUACCUCCGGACAGCAAUCUCCCGUCGGAACUCUUCCUUAAAACUCUAGACAUGAUCUACAAGAGGGAACAAUAAGUUGACAUAAAUAGCUGAUUUGGGUAACUCUUACAGCUUUACAAAUAAACGCGAUAUAAAGAAACUUAAGAAUAAACUGAGUAUAAGCAAAAUUUGUACUACUUAGUUUUAGUUAACUUUAUACCGCGUUUAUUUGUAAGGCUGUUAUUUUUUAUAGGCAGCUGGACAGUUUAUAAAUCUUGUUACAUUUUUACAAAUUUAAUGUGUUUAGCUUAAGCUGUUUCCAUUGAUGGAAAUGUAUAUACAUGUGGACAUUUUCAUUCUCUAAUAAUAAAGCCGUGACUGUGUAAACCCACGCUUAGCAACUGCGCAGGUAAUAUUAACUUGCACCGUUUUCUGUUGCCAAAUUAAAUAUUAAGAUGUACCUAUUCUAGGUUACUUAAUACGAAAUACGAUUUAAAACAAUUAAGUUUAUUAAAUAAAAAAAAUACAUUUGUAUUAUACAUUAUUACGCGUGUGCGUAUAAAAGGGUGAUUUUCAAAAACAACUAGCUAGAAUAUAAGCUAUUUGUAUAACCUCUUGAGAAUUACAUAACGUGAGUUGUUGCUAAAAGUUAAACCAUUGUCUUUAGUUCGUUUGUAUGUUAUUUCUUAUUUUACAAUUACGUCGUGACCUUAACAUGAAGGUGACUUUUUAUAGUUUAUACACAAUUAACAUAAUGAUUUUAAGUACCGAUUAUUGGGUUUGGGAAUAUCUAUACAAGUCUUUAUAACUGCAAACAUAUUUCCAAAAGUCUGUACGGACGCCUUAUUUUAGUUCCCCUAAGGUAAGAAUAGGAAUUGGUAGUGGAUUUGACAGAGGUUGGGACGCAUAGGAAUGAGAAAUAGCACUGCCAAUACACGUAAAAAUAAUCAAUUUUAGUGAUGCUAAAUUAUUGCGUAAUAUCGUGAAUGGAAUAUAUUAUUUAAGUACGCAAACAACUUUGGUUCAAGUAAGGUCAAGCACGUACUUCAGAGAAUAUGCAAAAAAUUACACGUUUAAUGUAGAUAGUAAUGAAUCAUAAAUCACUGAAUUUACUGGAAACAUCUUCAGUAGCGUAAUAAUAAAAAAACUGGCACAAAAACAUUGCCAUCUUUCUCAUUCCAUUUCAAAAGAAAAGAGAUAAAAAUACGUAUUUAAACUCUCAGCAAUAACUUAUUAUUUCUUGUUUCUGAACUAUCUUGACAUAGGCAAUACUUAUUUAAAUGUUUGCGCUAUGUAUGAAUAUUAAAUAGGCAGAGGCUAUACAUUUUGUUUAUGAUAUAAAUUUGCUUUACUAAACUUUUAUAGCGAAUUUUCUCAUAAUCCUUUUGGUAUCUCGAAGUAUCGAUAAUGGUUCUAAUUUCUUGGGUUUUUCGAUUUAAAUGGAUAUGUUAAAUAUGUCUUUUCUUUGUAUUUUAUGUGGUACGACAUUGUUAAAGCAAGUCUUGAAUUCAUAGGUUUAAAUAUUCAAAUGAUAAAGUACAAUUUAUUAUUACUUCACGAUGGUGAAUCUCAAAAAGAACCAAGGGAAUUAGUUAUUUCAUAUCGUUUAAUUAUGUUUUUUUUAUGAACCCAAAUGUUCUUUGAUAUUUACACUGUAGUGAACCGUUAGACAUCAUACUAUGAUAACCUUCGCCUCUUAGAUUAGACUACGGGGUUAAAAUUAAUGAGGUCGUCAGAUUGAAUCCAAUGACUGGUUAUAUUCGACUAAUUUAGGGUUAAAACACGGGAUGUUUUAGAAUUCACUUAAAUUUUUGUAUAUACAUUUAUCGUGAAGUUCUUAAAAAUGUUUCGAAAGUGGUCAAAUUUCGACCUUCUUGAGUUGUUCAACGCCAUAGAACGUAUAUUUUUUCAUGAUUAUAUCGGUUUCAAUCGCUUCAAAUCUAAUUAAAAUUAACACGCUCCAAUGAUUUGGAGCAGGCCCACACUUUUGACUAAACUAUCGCACGACGUUGUGAUUGUCGAUUGUUUCGCAGUAAAUUCAACUGAUUAGUUGCAGGACUAAAAAUAGUAGAACAAAUAAACUCAUAGGAAUCAAAGCAAGACUAAACAGUUGUUCGAUAGUUUAAUCAAAGGUGUGCGCGUGCUCUUAACGUAUGUAAUGUUUUUUUGUUUACAUUGCAACGUUUUUAUACGUAAAUCCGUACCAUAAUUACACUACUUAAACACAUGUUAUAAAUUAAAACUUUUUUGGAUUAAUUUAACUACUGGCCGAUCUGAUCGAUAUUUAAGGCUUGUCCCACCACUGGCUGAUAGAGGCUCAGAUAUCUUAAAAAUGACGUAACUGUCAGGUAGCUAAAUCCGAUAUAUCCAUCACAUAUUUUACACGUUGGAUCGUUAUCAGACAAUUUACAAUAGUGGGACAGGCCUUAAAUUUUAUAUCCUUGACUUCAGAUAUUUGACCUAUUUUCAUAAAUGUUUAAUUUUAAACUGUAUAAUUAGAAGUGAUUUCCUGAAACAUUUUUUAAGAUGAAAUGUUUUCCGAGUAUUUAUCAGGAUAAGAAUUAUAAAUACCAAAGCUUUCGGCAAAUUGUCAAUGAUUAUAUUUAAUGUUUUCAUGUAAAAUUAAUUUAUUGGGAUUGGUCUAUGAUAAUUUUUAAGGCCCUUACGCAAUAAGCCAUCGUAGGCGACGACCGCACUCGCCAUUUGAAGCCGCAACGUAAAGGGCUAUAUUUACUACUUAAUUUUAUUGGAGGUACGUUUAUUCGUAACUAGCAUUACGUUAAAUUACUGAAAUAUUUGAGUUUUAUACAGGUUAGUCACAAAAUUUUAUAAAAUGAAUAAAAAACAUGAAACAA